Thunnus maccoyii (southern bluefin tuna) is the source of this 2952-nucleotide messenger RNA. RefSeq names its product NACHT, LRR and PYD domains-containing protein 12. Gene Ontology annotation, cellular component: cytoplasm. Gene Ontology annotation, molecular function: protein binding. The transcript has 9 exons. Lineage: Eukaryota; Metazoa; Chordata; Actinopteri; Scombriformes; Scombridae. The coding region runs from base 231 to 2930 and encodes 899 amino acids. The record is from RefSeq and is a predicted model, not a curated record.
GGCUUAAAAUCACACUGUGUACUUCCUACUUUCAGCCACUCGUGGUUCAUACCGGGAUAGGCAGCUUACUGUACGUGUAGUUGCUGCAGCUGCUGCUGCACACCCAGAGCAGGCGUUACAAAUCUGUCAGCUGUCUGAAGAUAUUCUUGUCUUUGCGUCUCAUUUAAUAAUUGUUUUCCAACAACACUGCGUCCAAGGUAACUGAUCUCUCCACUUUGUGAUAUUACACAAUGGACAAAGACACCGUGUUGACUCAUAUCCUGCAGUUAAAGGGCAUUGCAACACUUCUUGGUGGGGAGCCGCCUAUCAGUGUGAUAAAGAACAAUAAAUACAUAUCCCAGCUGACCCCUGAAGCUCAGGUGACAGACAAAAAUGUGGACAACAACUUGCCCUCCCUUGAUCACGCCAUCCACACUGCUCUUACUGGUGAAAUCAAAACUGUCAUACUGGUUGGUCCAGAGGGAUCAGGUAAAACAACAGCUCUAGAGAAGCUGGCUGUGGAUUGGGCAAAAGGAGAACACCUUCACAACUUCUCUCAUGUGUUUCAUUUCCGGUUCAGGGAGAUGAACUUACUUGAAGGGACUCUCUCCCUGGAGACAUUAUUGUUAAACCAUCACGGUCUUGUCCCUCCUGAGUCCAUACCGCUUAUUCUGCAGAGGCCUAAGGCUGUGUUAUUAAUUUUUGAUGACUUACAUCAGUACAAACACAGUCUGGACCCCUCCGUCCACACCCUCUGCUCUGACCCCAGCCAAGCAGUCUCAGUGUCCUGUUUAGUGGCCAGCUUGCUUCACGGAUCGCUGCUGAAAGGAGCUGCCUUCCUGGUGGCGACCAGGCCGACGGGAUGUCUGAAAUUUCUGAGUGGCAGCCGAGUGGAAGUGUUGGGGUUUCUGAAGCCCCAGAGAGAAGCAUACGUUAAGGGGUUCUUCACCGACCAAACUGUUGCCAACAAAUCACUGAUGCACAUGGAAAGGACUCUAGGCUUUUAUGAUUUCUGUACCUCUCCUAGAUUUUGCUGGAUGGUUUGCUCUAUAUACAAGUCUCUAAUGGAAGCAGGAGCAAAACUACCUGAAACAGUAUCUCAGCUGUAUAUAGAUAUCCUGAUGCACCUGAUUCAGACGCUCUCGCUGAAUGAGGCUGGUGUCAGAGAACUAGUGCUGGCUCUUGGCAGGAUGGCUGCUCAUUGCUCUCUCAGCCAGCAUUCGAGCUGCACCAAAGAAGAGAUGGAUUCCUUUGGCUUCCAGCAGUUUCUUACCUCUCAGACUUCUGUGGGUGUUUUCUUGCAAGUAGAUGGCGACCCAGAGUCAGACAGAUGUGUCUUCUCCUUCCACUCCCAACUGAUGCAGGAGUUUGUCUUGGCCGUGUCUUUCUUUUUGGACAAGUCAACGUUGGAGGGUGUGGAGAAGAUGUUGGAAAAGCACAAAGGCCAUGCAAAGUUUCUGGAUCUCUUCCUGUCAGGGCUGUCGGAGCCAGUUCAGCGCAGGCCACUGGAGACCCUGCUGGGGGAGUUCAACUUGGAUCGGAUCACAGAUUUCAAACAUUGGUUUAAAAGCAGCUCAGAGACCACACUGAAGGGAUGCUACAAAGAUGCGCACCAACACUGCUUCCAUCUGCUUCACCAAGCUCAAAACGAGAGCUUGGUGAAGGAGAUCAUCACCUCAUCAGUACGAAGAGGCAUCAGCUACGGUGAUCUGAGCCUCCAGGACUGUGCAACACUGAAUUAUGUCUUCACGUGCCUCGGUGAGAUGGAGCUGUUGAAUCUGUACCUUACGAGGGAUUUGACGGAGGAGAAAGCAGAGAUCCUGGCUCCCGCUAUGAGCUUGUCGCGUAAGAUAAUCUUGUCAAGCAGCUUUCUGAGAACUGGAGCUGUCACUCAUCUGGCUUCAGCUCUCAGCAGAGGAAUCACCACAGAUCUGGAUCUCUCUCAUACCCGCCUUGGUGAUGAAAAGUUCAAAAUUCUCUGCACUGGACUCAGAGACUGCAAGCUGCACACAUUAAAACUGGUAGCAUGCAGCCUGACAGAGGCCAGCUGUGAAGAUCUGUCGUCUGUCCUGACCUCAGCCACCUCUCAGCUGCGUGAGUUAGACAUUCUGUUCAACAAGCUCGGGGACCAGGGCAUCACGAAACUAUGCCAAGGACUGCAUAGCCCUCACUGCAAGCUACAGGACCUCCACCUACAAAGCUGCAAGUUGACUGAGGCGUCCAUGGGGGGUUUGUCAGCGGCUUUGUGUUCUGGCCAAUCAGAGCUGAGAAAAAUUAACCUGACACAAAACCAGAUUGGUGACAGUGGAGUGGAGGCGUUGUGCAAGUCCUUGCAACACCCACUUUGUAAACUGCAGAGCCUCACAUUGUUUGAUAGCGAUCUGACAGGCACCUGCUGUGCUCAUUUGAUGGCAGCCUUGAUGUCAGACCACUGCUCCCUGACAGAGCUGGAUCUGUCAGUGAAUGAUUUAGGCCAGGAGGGGGUGCUGCAGCUCUGCCAAGCCCUCAGUAGGCCCCAAUGCCCAAUAGAAAAACUUGGGUUGACACGAUGUGAGUUAACUGUGUUGGUCUUCGAAGAACUGGGCUCAUUGCUGUCAAGUGGGACCUCUCGACUUAAGUCCUUGUCUGUAGGCAUAAAUCAAGUAGGAGAGCAAGGGGUUAAACAUAUUUUGGACGCUGUUGCACAUCCAAGCUGCCUGUUGGAGGACCUGGAUCUUGAAAUGACUGGUUUGACAGAUACCUGCGUUGAGCACUUAUGUGCUGCUGUAAGAGCCAGUGAGACUUUGAAGAACCUGGAAUUGAGAAACAACUCACUGACUGAUGCUUCCGUUCCUGCCCUCGUCCAAACCAUGCAGGACAGCCACAACAUGCAGGAGAUGAACCUGAGGUACAACGAGUUCUCUGAGGAUGUUUUUGAAAUGUUGGACGAGUGCGAUAAAAUAAGAUACUGAAGAGGGCGGAUUAGUCCAUCCA